Messenger RNA from Oikopleura dioica, 525 nucleotides. The record is from the annotation of a GenBank genome assembly. Lineage: Eukaryota; Metazoa; Chordata; Appendicularia; Copelata; Oikopleuridae.
AUGAAUGUUAAUUCUGGCAGCGAAGAUGGCCGGAAAAAGCAAGAAAACAGCAACAAAGCUUUUAAAUGGACUGCAAUUUCAGCUUUAUGCCUUUGUUUCGUGGCGAUAGUUAAUCAUUGCGUUUACGGACCGCUGCCAGAAUGCGACUUGUUCUUCUAUCGCGUUUUGCCCUUGUUCGAUUGCGUUUACAUCAUCGGUGCUAUUAUUGGACUCAUCGCCGCGAAAAUGCACAGUGUGAUGAUUUACUCUUUCUUUAGCGUAUCUGCGGUGACGACAAUGCUGUGUUACAUUAUCAACGCCGCUGUAGACACGAUGUCGAUUACAGCGGACAUGAAGCAGCUAAGGGAAGCGUCAGUAAGUGCCAGCGAGGUAUUAGAAGACGAUGCCGUAACUGGCAGAGUUAUCGAUUACUGCAGAUAUCCGGAGAAUCGUUAUCAUGGAUACAAGUUCGACUUAAUUGUGGAGGCGCUUGGAGUUGCCAUUCAUAUCGCUGCUUUGCUUUUCGAGUUUCAAAUGUUCAUUUAA